This is a messenger RNA of Astrephomene gubernaculifera, 585 nucleotides long. The record is from the annotation of a GenBank genome assembly. Lineage: Eukaryota; Viridiplantae; Chlorophyta; Chlorophyceae; Chlamydomonadales; Astrephomenaceae.
UCAUCAGGUCAAUCACUGGUACCUGGUACGCUUGGCACUUUGAGAGCCCCUAUAGGGGCAAGGAAUGGAAAUGGCAGCCCGUUUCUUAGACCUUGGCAACAUUGACUUAUGGCGCAGCGAGGAGAUGCAGCUCGUUCAGCUAAUGAUCCCGGCGGACGCUGCACACGAUACUGUGGAGGCCCUCGGAGAAGUUGGCGUCCUCCAGUUUAAGGAUCUCAACGUAGAGAAGUCUGCGUUCCAGAGAACUUAUGCGAACCAGGUCAAGCGGUGUGAUGAGCUGGCGCGCAAGCUGCGGUUCUUCAAGGAGCAGGUGGAGAAGGCGGGGUUGCCGGUUGCUCCUCGCUCCAUCCUGGACGCCGCGGGGGUUACCAUGGACGAGCUUGAGGGCCUGUUGGAGCAGCUGGAGCGGGAGCUGGUGGAGAUGAACGCCAACCAAGACCGCCUGCAGCGCGCGGCGGCGGAGCUGGCGGAGCUGUCCCUGCUGCUGGACUGCGCGGGCAAGUUCUACGACCCCGCUCGCCGUGCAGCAAGCGGUGCGGGAGCACUGGGGGCGGGAGGAGCGGGCAACGGCAGCUUGCAGGGGGC